AUGACUCGGAGCGGAACCACCGAUACCAUUAUCGACAGCUUUGACAUGUUUCGGUUCAACUCGACAGGACCGCGGGCGGAUUUGGACCAGACGUACUCCAUCCCGCCGGAGUGGGUGCCCACGGCCACCUCUGGUAUCUCGUAUCAAGACUCUUUCCCUUCAUCCCUCUAUCCUGACUUAGAUCCCACCACCUCUUACCCAUUCUCCUACCCCAAUUCCACCCUCUUCUCCACCUCUGCACCCACCACUACCUUCCGGCCACCAGUGCCACCCGCAUUCAUCACCAAAUCGGCGGGUAUGAGACCCUCGCUCUCAAGCUCGAGCUCCGACUCGGACGAAAUCAUGCCACCCUCGCGCGCGAUCCGCCGAACCCAAGAACAAGUCGCCCAUGCAGCUCGACCCAUCGCCCCCAAGCGAGAAUCACAUGACAGUAUACACAGCCAACCAGAACCCAGAGACAGCAACACGCACAGAAUGCUCCGCAUAUCAUCCACCGACGGCACAGCCAAAGAAGUCGCCGCCAUCCCGAAAGCCUCGGUCCAACGCCCACCCCGGAUAAAGACAUACUGCCAUAUCUGCAACGACCAACCAGAGGGCUUCCACGGCGAGCACGAACUGCGCCGACACAUCGACCGCGUCCACGCGCCCGUCCGCAAGGUCUGGGUUUGCGUAGAUAUCUCGCCCGACAAAAGUUUCCUCGCGAACUGCAAAGCUUGCCGCAACGGUAAACGGUACGGGGCAAACUAUAACGCCGCAGCCCAUCUUCGCCGCACGCAUUUCAACCCAUGCCAGCGCGGCCGCGGCGGUCGUGGCAAAGACAGCGAGAAACGCGGUGGUAAGGGCGGUGGAAAUCAUCCGCCGAUGGAUGUGCUCAAACACUGGAUGGUUGAGACGGUCGAACAGGCCAAUGAGAAUACUCCGUGUGAUAUGCUUCCCGACGGAUUUGCGGAUGAUGGGGGGUAUCCGGCUUCGUUGCCGCCGCCCGAUCUCACUUCUGAUGCGGCUGCGAUGAAACGCGCUGUUGCGGGAGGUAUGGCUGCGAAAUCGCUGGGCGAGGCGGAUAUGCAUGCGUCGGUGGGCAUGGAGUCAGCGCUCAUGCAUGGCUUUGAGGCGUAUCCUGUUUCCGCGUCGUUUGACUUGGAUGCGACUCUUGAUACGCCGUUUUAUCUUGACUCGCAGCCUCUGUCGUCUGAGUAUGAUUCGUAUGUCAUGUGA
Messenger RNA from Penicillium manginii, 1215 nucleotides. RefSeq lists its product as uncharacterized. Bases 1 to 1215 code for a protein of 404 amino acids. The transcript has a single exon. The record is from RefSeq and is a predicted model, not a curated record. NCBI's taxonomy places the organism in Eukaryota, Fungi, Ascomycota, Eurotiomycetes, Eurotiales, Aspergillaceae.